UUUAUUUUUAUUUAUUAUUUUUUUCGCGUCGCGGGCUAGGCCGAGGGAAGGAGGGACGGAGGCCGGCCCUUAUGGCUUACGUCUGCACCGCGCGUUCGCUGGAGCACGGCCUGCCAUGUGUUCUCCCCCGCGGCUGCGGGAGGCCGGCCGCGCUCGGAGCCAUCCCUGAGCUCGGUCGGAACUUGUAGAACCUCAGAGAACCCUACCCUUGGCCGUGUAAUCAGCGAUGCGGAUUGCCUUUUUCUUGGAGCGCUCGGGGCAAAAUGCAACCGCCCCUUUUUUCUACAGCCAUAAAAAUUCCUAACUAUAGAGCCCGUCGCCACGUCCUCCGGACACGAGCUCUAUGAAAAGAUGAAAGUAUAUCCGUCCAGGGUUUUUUUUUUUUCUUCUCAGGCCACAAGUAAUGGUCUUUUUUAGACAUGGAAUCAACAGUUUUUUUCUUUUUUUGCACUAUUAGUUCGUCCCCAUUCCCCUGCUGGUCCUCCCAGUACCCGCUGCAGUCCCUUCUGACAGGCUAUCAGUGCCAUAGUAACGACGAGCACACGUCCUAUGGAGAGACAGGCGUCCCCGUUCCUCCUUUCGGAUGCACUUUCUCUUCUGCUCCCCAUAUGGAGCAUAUCCUAGCAGUUGCCAAUGAAGAAGGCUUCGUUAGACUAUACGACACAGAAUCACAAACUUUGAAAAAGAAGUGCUUCAAAGAAUGGAUGGCUCAUUGGAAUGCUGUGUUUGACUUGGCCUGGGUCCCUGGUGAAUUUAAACUUGUUACAGCAGCAGGUGAUCAAACAGCCAAAUUUUGGGACGUAAAAGCUGGUGAACUGCUUGGAACAUGCAAAGGUCAUCAGUGUAGCCUGAAGUCGGUUGCAUUUUCUAAGUUUGAGAAAGCUGUAUUCUGUACAGGUGGAAGGGAUGGCAACAUUAUGGUCUGGGAUACCAGAUGCAACAAAAAAGAUGGUUUUUAUAGGCAAGUGAAUCAAAUCAGUGGAGCUCACAAUACCUCAGACAAGCACACCCCUUCCAAACCCAGAAAGAAGCAGAAUUCCAAAGGGCUUGCUCCUUCUGUGGAUUUCCAGCAGAGUGUUACUGUGGUUCUCUUUCAAGAUGAGAACACUUUGGUGUCAGCAGGAGCUGUUGACGGCAUAAUCAAGGUGUGGGAUUUGCGCAAGAAUUAUACUACUUAUCGGCAAGAACCUAUAGCGUCCAAGUCUUUCCUGUACCCAGGUAGCAGCACUAGAAAACUUGGAUACUCAAGUCUGAUUUUGGAUUCUACUGCCUCUACUUUAUUUGCUAAUUGCACAGAUGACAAUGUCUACAUGUUCAAUAUGACUGGAUUAAAGACUUCUCCAGUGGCUGCUUUCAAUGGACACCAGAACUCUACCUUUUAUGUAAAAUCCAGUCUUAGUCCAGAUGACCAGUUUUUACUCAGUGGCUCAAGUGAUGAAGCUGCCUACAUCUGGAAGGUCUCCGCACCCUGGAAUCCUCCUACUGUACUCCUAGGUCAUUUUCAAGAAGUCACAUCUGUGUGUUGGUGUCCAGCUGACUUCACAAAGAUUGCUACUUGCUCUGAUGACAAUACACUAAAAAUUUGGCGUCUACAUAGAGGCUUAGAGGAGAAACCAGGAGGAGAUAAACUUUCCAUUGUAGGUUGGGCCUCUCAGAAGAAAAAAGAGACAAGAGCUGGCAUAGCAACGGUAACAAGUAACCAAAGUACUCCUGCCAAAGCCCCCAGGGUCAAGAGCAGUCCGUCCGUCUCCUCCCCGUCAUCUGCAGCUUGUGCUCCCAGCUGUGCUGGAGACCUCCCUCUGCCUUCCAAUACUCCCACGUUCUCUGUCAAAACCCCUCCUGCCAAGACCCGGUCUCCCAUCAGCAGAAGAGGCUCUGUCUCCGUGUCUCCCAAGCCACUUCCGUCCUUCAAGAUGUCCAUUAGAAACUGGGUGACUCGAACACCUUCCUCGUCACCUCCCAUCACUCCACCUGCUUCAGAGACCAAGACCACAUCUCCACGCAAAGCCCUCAUUCCUGUGAGCCAGAAAUCAUCCCAGGCAGAGACUUGUUCUGAGUCUAGAAACAGAGUAAAGAGAAGGCUCGACUCCAGCUGUCUAGAGAGUGUAAAACAAAAGUGUGUGAAGAGCUGCAACUGUGUGACGGAGCUGGAUGGCCAAGUUGAAAAUCUUCAUUUGGAUCUGUGCUGCCUUUCUAGUAACCAGGAAGACCUUGGUAAAGACACUCUGGGUCCUGCCAAAUCCAGCAAGAUGGAAGGAGCUAGCACAAGCAUCUCUGAGCCUCCUUCUCCUGUCAGUCCUUUCGUUUCAGAAAGUUGUGGAACACUGCCUCUCGCUUUGAGACCUUGUGGAGAAGGGUCGGAAAUGGUGGGCAAAGAGAACAGCUCCCCAGAGAAUAAAAACUGGUUGUUGGCUAUGGCAGCCAAACGGAAAGCAGAGAAUUCGUCUCCACGAAGUCCAUCAUCCCAGACACCCAGUUCCAAAAGGCAGAGCGGAAAGACAUCACCAGGCCCGGUCACUAUUACUCCCAACUCCAUGAGGAAAAUCUGUACUUACUUCCAUAGAAAGUCCCAAGAUGACUUCUGUAGUCCUGAACACUCAACGGAAUUAUAAUUGCUAGUCUGAAGGAGUCAGCUGAAUCCUGGGCCACUGAAACAAGAUGAAAACAGCAGCAAUGUGACUCCAACUUUGUCUUUGCUUUGUUUUGUUUUUGUUUUAAGAAAGCUGCCAUGUUUUCAUUUUUAGAUAAAAUCCUUUCAGCUCUGAAGUGCACUUGAUCUGGCUCUUGUACCGGUUGUUACACACAGCAUUCUUCAGGCAAAUGCUGGGUUUAAAUUUCAUAACGUAAAUUUGCCAUUUUGUAGCAUUUUGAGUAAAUAGUUUUCACCUUUUAAACAAGACACCUCAGCGUUUGCAGAUAGAAAGUGAAGACUUGUUAGGUUAACACUUGGUACACACGGACGCCUUCUGCAGAAGCAGCACAGGCCUAUCUGUGAGGCCAUUCUUUGAAGACCCCUAGAGGGUCAGCCACAAGCAAGUAUAACUUUAUUUGAAACAUAUAAUCUUUUCACUAUGCUUUUGUGUUUUCUUUUCACAGUGUGGUUAAAAAUGUCAUGUUCGG
Messenger RNA from Ochotona princeps (American pika), 3120 nucleotides. It is a transcript of the gene DTL, whose product is annotated as denticleless E3 ubiquitin protein ligase homolog. The transcript is spliced from 15 exons. Gene Ontology annotation, molecular function: protein binding; protein-macromolecule adaptor activity. Gene Ontology annotation, biological process: proteasome-mediated ubiquitin-dependent protein catabolic process; mitotic G2 DNA damage checkpoint signaling. Lineage: Eukaryota; Metazoa; Chordata; Mammalia; Lagomorpha; Ochotonidae. Bases 420 to 2612 code for a protein of 730 amino acids. The record is from RefSeq and is a predicted model, not a curated record. Gene Ontology annotation, cellular component: nucleus.